Messenger RNA from Selaginella moellendorffii, 1362 nucleotides. RefSeq lists its product as uncharacterized. The record is from RefSeq and is a predicted model, not a curated record. Lineage: Eukaryota; Viridiplantae; Streptophyta; Lycopodiopsida; Selaginellales; Selaginellaceae. The transcript has 2 exons. Bases 667 to 1113 code for a protein of 148 amino acids.
UGAAGGAAGAGAUGAGUGACAGGCUUAAGCUGGUGGAAGAAGAUUCUUACUGAAACUCAGAGCGAAGAACGCUUGGAUCACAUACACAUUAUGCCAUUCUUACUCAAGGGCCAUGGGGGCCGGAUCGCUGUCACGAUCCCCCGCAAAAGAAUUCGCCACUCUUUGGAGUAUAGCAGUGAGAGAACAGUUUGGAGUUUGUUCGCUACAAGGAUUUGCUGCUGGAGCCUCCGGCCGAGAUGACCAUGAAGCUCUACCUCGAGUUCUUCCCAAAUUUUAACACCGCCCAGCGAUGGUACACCAUGCCACAGAUCCAAAAUUCAGCGCCGACCUUUGUGGAAACCGUGGCCCAAGCUGAUCUGGUCCUCCCACGCCCUGGAAGGCAUUGUGGUGAGAGCUCUUCAGUUAUGUGGAAUCAACAUCGUUCCAGUGGGUUCUCUCCAUCUAAACAUCUCCACCGGGAACGAUCCAGACGAUCCAAACUAGGUAAUUCCAUGGCUGGACAAACAGGAGUCUCGAUCGGUUCUCUACAUUAUUAACCGGACUUGAGGGCGUACCGCGCGGUACCGCCGAAUUUCUUCGGCACUAGCUCGAGCUGCUCCGGGCGUACCACCCAUAGAAAAGCGAUGUUCUUAGUAGAUUCCAGAGCCAGCUGCUGGGACUGGAGCGAUGGUUCCAAAACGCAGGUGGCAUGAAUACCGCGGGCUGCUAACCGACUGGGCACACCCUUGGGCACCGUGCCGUGCGGCAUUGUGGAUGGAAUUCGAUCUUGGAGAGCGUCAGUGUUGGCAAUCCUGUGAUGUCGAUGCCGCGAAUCCGUGCUUGACGAGGAUCUUGGACGAGGAGUGGGGGAUUUCGGUAAGAUUGGGUAAACACCGAGCAAGGCCAAUUUGGAGGCUGCGCUCAUGUUUAAAAGGUGGGAUGAGCUUGGAAAGAAAGCCAGCGAUCUUGGAGAACUCAUGGAAGAAGGAGGAUCUUCUCGAUCCGGCAUCGAUUAGUCAAAGCCAUGGGGCUAUAGAGAUGUUCGCGUCGAUGCAAGGGGAUCACGGCGUGGAUCCAAUCGCGGAGCACUACGGCUGCGUGGUGCGGUGUGGGCAUCUGCUGAGGCGCUCGUGAUUGCCAUGGAGCCCAGUGUCGAGCAGUGAACGAGCUUGCUCAAUGCGUGCACACUCCACUUGGAUCCAGCGCAAGUCACCUAAAGUGUGUCAUAGGAUAAGGGGGCGAUGGCUGUAGCUUCAUCAAAGCCGUGCCCGAAUAUCGCAUGGAAGAGUUCGAUCGUGUCGCCCGGCAGCCCGGGAUCUGCUGGCGCAAGAUCAUAGUCAGCGUUCUUUUAAUUAGAGCUCCAAGAGCUCCAAAGAUCAUCCA